Messenger RNA from Ostertagia ostertagi, 5937 nucleotides. The record is from the annotation of a GenBank genome assembly. Lineage: Eukaryota; Metazoa; Nematoda; Chromadorea; Rhabditida; Trichostrongylidae.
ACUAAGGACAUUGCUGUUGAAAAUGUGGACGCUGUGUUGGUUUCCUUUUUUGAGUUGCUAGCUGUUUCUUAUUUGUCGAAUCUCAGAGCUGGACCUGGUGUGUCAGAUUUGGAUGUGGUAGAAGAUCCACCUUGGAAUGGCAAAGUGUUCGCCACGGUGAUCAAUGAAAUGAAUCCCAAUUUGGACUGGUGUGAAGUCAUUGAUCGUCUCGACGACGUCCAAAUGUUAGUGACUCGACGUCAGUCACUUAUCACACUGGUCGAUGCACUGAGGACAGGACUACGGGACAAACCGUUUCCGAUCAACAAACUGUACACUAAGUGGCGGUGCAGGGAAGCUCAGUUGUCACUAAUAUCGUCAAUGAUUGAAAAUCCGGACGUAUUUUGCAUUGCUGACUAUCCCCAUAGGGCCGUUCCAACGAAUAUGUUGAAGAAUACACCUGAUGAGAGCGAUCGAUUACUAGCACCAUGGUGUUGCGUGGAACUGACAGAGUUAUUGUUGGCAAUGGCUGGUGAACAGAAUGUACAAACCGCAGCCAUCCGACUGCUUCACGCAUCACUGACGGACUUGCGCAAAAGAUUCAGGUGGAGAUUGGUGCUUCCCGUGUUUAGGGUCUCUAACGAAUGGGCUGUCAUCGAGGCUACAACAGCCUUAUGGAACAGUGAGGUUCUGCCUCGCACGACAGUUCACAACAUGAUUAUCAACGCGUUUCUGGCAUUUCACUCGAAAGCGCCCGACGAUCAGCAAAGACUGGCGAGAAUUCUGGAUAUUGCGAAUGAGCUGAAACCGGGUGGUCUGGCCGAAUUGUUCAGUUGUCCUCAUGUGCCAUUCAUUGUCGAGAUGGGUUUAUUAGCAUCAAAGCGGGAUUAUUUAAAACUGGACAAAUGGUUGGAAGACAAGUUCGCAGAGUUAGGAGAUCCUCUUGUCGACAAUGUCAUUGCGCAGCUACAACGACGUCUUUUCGUGCCGGCGACAAGCCAAUCGCUUUCACCAGAGACAUUUUCGAUAAUGAUGACAUUUCUACGAAAUCAUUCCACGAAAUUGUCACCGUUAUCGAAACAGAAGUUCAUCGCGCUCACAGAGAAGCUGAAGGAGAUCCAACAACAACAAAUGCGAGAAUCCUCAGCGCGGAGUUCGUCAGUCUCGUCGACUGGACGAUCUCCAAUCGUUGGUGGAUUUGGUAUGGACGCCCGAUUUCCUGGACGACCUCCAGGUGCUGGCGGACCUCCGCCGCAAUCUAUGCCGCCACCACCGCAACCGUUUCCCCCAAAUGGUGCCGGCGCCCCGCCGCCACCUCAUAAUUUACUGGCGAUGCAGGCUGGCCCCCAACAGCCUGUAUCGAAUCCGGUUGGACUAGGUUCUAUGUUCGGUAGCAAUGCAUUCGGUGGAAGUCAAGACUUACUUCGGACUUCACAUCCUGGUGCAAAUCAGCCGUUUGGCGGUCAACCAAUGGCAAUGUCGCCGUCUUCCCAAAUGAUGCGAUCUGGUAUGCCGCCAGCGCCUCAACGACAGACAAUCCGCAGUGGCGUUGGUUGGCAAUGCAGAGGGCCGGGACAACAGGAGUCACCGCAACUCUCAACAAAUGGAUUUUUUCAACCACAACAACCUAAUGCAUGUUGCAGUGGAGUUGAUCUUCGUUCGGCGCCAAUGCCAUUAGGUGCAGGUCCUGUCGUCAUUGAUGAUAUGAACUUCCCAAAGGAUGUGCAGGAUGAGGCCAACAUGUACUUCGAGCAGAUUUACAACCAGUCAUCUCUUGUUCUUGCGUGCGUUGUGAAAAACCUCUUCGAAGAAUAUCGAUUUUUCCAUGAAUAUCCUGAGCGUGAAUUGCGAACUACUGCUGAGAUCUAUGGUGGUAUUAUAAGGGAAGGAAUAAUCAGUAAUCUGCAUUUUGCAACUGCUGUACGAAAAGUGAUUGAAUCUCUGCAGUCAGAAGUUGGUAGUAUGUUGUGGACGUUUGGAAUAGUAUCAUUGACAGCUUGUCGGUCGAAGCUGUGCUCCUACCCGAAGGUCUGCUCAAUGAUCGCACAACACGAGAAUUUCUCGAAGUUUCCGCAAGGGCUCAAAGAAUACGUGUUGGCGGGGUUGAAAGGAGAGCUACCCGUCCAAAGCAUGGCCCCACCACCAAUGGACUCGAGUGGAAGAGCAACACCACCUCUCAGUUGGACGCCAGCACAACGAUCUUCGAGCACAGAAAGUGCUAAGGCAACUUCGAGCAGUACUAGUGUUGGAAGUACAAAUAGAACCGGUAAUUCGGUGCUGUCGUAUACGAAUGUGGACACUCUGGUGUCGGCAACUGAAAAGGAAGGCGCCGAAGUUGCGCAGCCGGACAUUUCAGUCGUUGACAAAGUACUGUUCCUGUUCAACAACCUCUCGCAAAGUAAUUUGACAACCAAAAAGGAUGAGGUGCUAGCACUAAUUGAUGAACACGGUGAACCGUUCAUCCGAUGGUUUGCCCAAUACGUGGUUAUGAAGCGGGUGUCGAUUGAGCAGAAUUUUCUGCCACUGUACAAUCAAUUUGUGCAAGCGAUAAAUCAUCCACUUUUGGAUGCUCACAUUAAACGAGAGACGUUCAGGAAUAUCAGGAUCUUGUUACGAUCAGACAAGCGGCAGGCAGCUUCGAAUUACAGUGACCGACAGCUGUUGAAGAAUCUGGGCAUGUGGCUGGGUUCCAUCACAAUAGCCCGUAAUAAGCCUAUUCUGAUUCAUCACUACUUAUGGAAGCGUAUUAUAAAGGACAGCAAGAACUUCCUAUUUGUCGUUCCUUUUAUUGCGAAAAUAUUGUUUUCGUGUGGUAAAACGCAGGUGUUGUGCAAAGAGCUGUCAGUGGAUUUGGAAUCAUUACCAAUCGAGGGCUUGCUGAAAGACACCGAUCGCCUUGUCAGGGUCACGCAACAACUAUCAGAUUUGAAAACCCUUUCACAACCGGAUCAGGCGAACAGCAGUCCUGUACCAGGGCAAAUGCGACUUGCACCAGAUGCAGUGUCUGCUCCGGGAGCAGAUACGAAGCCCUCGACUCCAAAUCCCGAAUCAGAGGGCUCGUCGGCAAUUGUCGAUGGUACAGCCAGUGCUGUCAUCGUACCACCGCUUCAUUUCGCAUAUCACGACAUCAAUGUGACGUCAUAUGAGGGUCUUAUUCCUCAUAUCAAGUUCCAACUGUCACUUCCGCUGUUCCAACUCCACCCACAAAUGAAGCACCAUGUCCGACCAGCACUUACGCAGGCCAUCAAGGAACUCAUAGGUUGGAAAGUUAUCUUUUCUGAUGAUAAAUCUCAGCAGGAGCUUCUAUUUUCCUUUCUCCCAUUCUGUCUGGUCACGCUUAAUAAAGUAAUUGCAGGGCCAGUGGCUGAGCGAGCUCUGAAGAUUGCGAUGAUCGUGACUGAAACUCUUGUUCGCAAGGAUUUUGCUCUCGAUCCAGAUGAGAACAACUUGAAGAAGGCGGCAUUUCACAUGAUGCGUGCUAUGACAGCUGGUAUGGCGAUGAUCACCUGCCGUGAUCCAUUGGCCGGCACGAUGGCCUCAUUGCUACAGCAGUCUUUCACCAAUUCUCUUCGAACGUCGAACUCUGAACUGUCGAAGAUGAUCGAUGAAGCGGCACGGGCAAUCACACAGGAUAACAUCGAAUUGACCACGAAUUUCAUCGUGAAAACAGCGUGUGAAAAGGCUGCUGCCGAGCUGGAAAAGCGACUGGAAGCUGAAUGUGCACGUCGGGUGGCGGCUCGCCGUGAAGGAACAGAAUGGCACGACACGACCAUGGAGAAAAUCCAAGCUGAACUUCCGGCUCGAAUCGCCAUUCAAGUCGGUCCAACGCGAAAGGAACAUCUGGCUAUCUAUGAGCAGUUCAGCGGACGAAUCUGUGGUUUCAAACCAACGAUCAGUGAAGAUACUUCGACAUCGGUUAUGGAGACGGUCAGCAGGAGCAAUGACUCUCCCAGAAACAGCCAAGGAGGUCGAGCAGCUCACCCAACAACUGAACAGCAUCAUCAAGGAGGUGGACGUUACCAUGCAGGCCCAACCGAAUCUGCAUAUCAAGGCGUAGGGGCGAUUCGUGAUCUCCUCUCUCAACUCGCAUCAAAUCCACGAGAUUCGAUGACAGUUGUCAAUCUGAUCACCCGUUCUGUCGAAUAUCUUCUCCAUGCGUACCAUGUCGAUAGCACCUCAAAACCGCUUGAUGUCGAGUGGGCAAGACGUCUUCGCGAUUUGUUCCUCGGUGUCUGCCGAGUGUUGCUGACGCAGUUCAGUUUGGUGGAUUUGUCGAGACGUAUCACAGGUAGCAUAGUUAACGUACGAAUGGAUUACAAAUGGAAUGUGGAAGCGAUUGAAGUGCUAUUGAAACAUCAACUGGUUCAAACGCAAGUGUUCGACCAACAUCUGGCUCAUGUUAUGGAUGGAGGCUCGAAUGUGGAGGCCACUUUGUUCGCGCAGCGAUUUUUCCGUGUCAUUGGAUCGAAUGACGCUUCGAGGAUUCCCGGUGAUCAAAGAGCUACCUACGAGCAGCUUUUCAAAAUGCAGCAGGUGCAAGCGAUUUUGCGACAACAAGCUGCCGCUGCAGGAGGAACAGCUGAGCCAAACCUGGAUUCACCUCUUGGACCAGCCGCAAUGGAUUCAUUGGUGACGUCGAAUCCAGCCGCCACUGGUGUACCACCAGCUGUCCCGCCAUCCGCAGAAGAGCCAGGAAUGUCAGAUAAGGUGGAGAUCAUUCUGCGAGAGUGGAUUGGCUUGUGUUACACGCCAAUGGCUCAGAGGAAUCCAAAAGACACACGCAGCAUGCACGAGCAUGGUGUCUUGUCGGGCGAUGAGAAAAUCUCGCAGUUCAUUCGAAUGUGCACCGAAAUGUGUGUGUGGAUGUUGCGUUGCGACUUUCUGAAGACGGAUGCAUCCGCACCAGUCAGUCCAUCGAAUAUCGUGCGACAGCGAUGUUACUACACCCUGGACGCGUUUGUCAAGCUGAUGGCGUUGAUGAUCAAGUAUUCUGAUGGUGGUAGCGCGUCUCCGUCUGGCACGUCGAAGAUAGCCCUUCGCAGAAAGUAUCGACGGGAGGAGUUCAAUGCACAUCCGUACAUCCGAAUUAUGAUCAGCCCUGUUCAUCGAACUGACCACUCCGGACGGAUCAAACUUGGAGCCAAUCGCGUGAAUGCGUUGUUCAUGUUGGGAACACGUAACGGCUUCGCUGAAAGCGUUGAUCCAAUGAAGACGUCAGCGAUGUAUACGCAGUUGUUGAUAUGCCAUCUGAAGUUCCUCGCCCCAUUCCUACGAAAUAUUCAGCUGCCAAAAUCGAUAGCGGUCUUGUAUAAAGGAACGCUUAGGGUUCUUCUAGUAAUUCUGCAUGACUUCCCGGAGUUGCUGUGCGAAUAUCAUUACGUCAUCAUUGAUACGAUACCACCGAACUGUGUACAACUUCGAAAUCUUGUCCUUUCGGCAGUAAUCAGAACACCUGGCUCUAAAUACAACAGCACAGUGAUGAAUGCGAUGGUGUUGUACGUUGGAAUGAAAGCCAUUGAAAGCUUGCAUGAGCGACGACAACGUAUCUCGAUUCACACGAUUGCGCACACAGCAUUCAUGGAUAUUUUUCCAAAAUCUCGCCUGUUCAAGGUUUGUGUACGAAGCCGAUAUCUGCUGUUCAAUGCGAUCGCGAAUCAACUGCGUUACCCGAAUGCACAUACUCACUACUUUAGCUGCGUGUUUUUGUUUUUGUUCUUGAACUCGGAUCACGAUGCGAUUCAGGAACAAAUCACACGCAUACUCUUCGAACGACUGGUGGCAUUGCGUCCACAUCCGUGGGGUUUACUCAUCGCGUUCAUUGAAUUCAAAAAUCCCGUUUACAACUUCUGGAAGUACGAGUUCACCCGGUGCGCUCCUGAAAUUGAGCGAUUAUUCCAAAAUGUUGCGAAUACGUGCGUUACGGCACGACCAGCUGAUUCAGAAGCGAGCAAGGCCUAA